GAGGGGAAGGCCGGAGGCGGGUGGGGGUUGUAACAUGGCGGCCGCCGCGGGAGAGGGGGAGAGGGUUGGAGCCGGCCUGCCAGCCGCUCCGGACAGCGGGAACGUCUCCCAGAGCCACAGCAGCGCGUCUGGACUCGGGGAGACGGAAGACGAGGACGCCUCGGAGGCCUCGCUCAGCGCCACCGCCGCCGCGUACUCAGCGUACCUGCUGGCCGACCGUAGCCUCUUCAGCGAGCAGAUAGAAAGCUUAGACAGGAGUCUAGAAGAUCUGCUGACCAGAGUGGAUGAAUUUGUGGGAAUGCUGGACAUGAUUCGAAGUGAUUCCUCCCAAGUUGUUAAUGAAAGUAUACCUCAGAUUUACACAAAAGCUACAGAAAUGAGACAGAUAUACAGGAAGAUUGACAAACUAGAGGCUUUUGUGAAGAUGAUUGGAAAUAGUGUAGCUGGACUGGAAGAACGGGUCAUAAAGGCAGAAACAGACCUUGGAGCUUUUCCAAGCACGUUCAAGAAGAUCUUGCACACAAUCAGCAUACCAUCCUUCCUUAAUAAAUCGUCUUCCUCACGUCAACAACAGACCCCCUAUGAACCUCCAGUUCUCUUCAAGACUGAAGAUUACUUUCCAUGUCUUAAUGAAGCACCUUAUUGAUGACACUUGCUUUGAGAUGGAUAUGAAUCAGCCAGAAUAAAGACAGCCAAGUGAACAAAAGAAAUGUUGACCCCAAAAGAGCUGCAUUUCUGAGCGUUAUUGAUGGCAUAUUGCCAUUCUAAUUCUCAUUGUCUUCCUUCAGGCAGUAUUUUCAGGUAAUCUCAGUUUGGGUACGUUAUUUCAAAAGUCUUCCUAAAAUGUAGUUAUAUGUUUUCAGAUGAUAUUGGGAAAGGAACUUCAUACUUUUGCACUGGAUUUUUUUAAUAGGGAAAUAAUAGGAAACAUACUUUUCUAUAUAAAUCUUUUAAUACAUAAAUAUCUGUGCUGCUGCAAGUGUAAAUAAAUAUACCACAAGGA
Colius striatus (speckled mousebird) is the source of this 1003-nucleotide messenger RNA. RefSeq names its product biogenesis of lysosomal organelles complex 1 subunit 4 (gene BLOC1S4). Bases 35 to 646 code for a protein of 203 amino acids. The transcript has 5 exons. The record is from RefSeq and is a predicted model, not a curated record. Gene Ontology annotation, cellular component: BLOC-1 complex. Lineage: Eukaryota; Metazoa; Chordata; Aves; Coliiformes; Coliidae.